Fusarium poae is the source of this 1140-nucleotide messenger RNA. RefSeq lists its product as uncharacterized. The transcript has 3 exons. Gene Ontology annotation, biological process: protein N-linked glycosylation. Bases 1 to 1140 code for a protein of 379 amino acids. NCBI's taxonomy places the organism in Eukaryota, Fungi, Ascomycota, Sordariomycetes, Hypocreales, Nectriaceae. The record is from RefSeq and is a predicted model, not a curated record. Gene Ontology annotation, molecular function: glycosyltransferase activity. Gene Ontology annotation, cellular component: Golgi membrane.
AUGGCUGUUUUACAAAGCUCCAAGCGUUCUUUGUGGAUUGGCUCUGUAUUCGGCUUCAGUACUUUCAUCCUGUGCUCUUAUUUUAUUCUCUCAUCAUACCGUCCACAGAUCAAACCCCUACGAACGCAGACAACAGAUGUGUUCAAGACAAACUGUCAUAAGAAGAUCAACAAUACAAACUCAAAUGACGCAGCCCUUCCGUCAUUGCUUGCAGAAUUAUGGAAACCUUUGAUACAUCCUAUCGAGGAGCGAGUAUUUGUCACUGACAAAGGAGACCGUUUCGAGAUACCAGAGAACCAGAUGCGAUGGAAGAAACCGCUUGGCAAAAGAGUCGUCCUCAUCGAUACGGAUACACGCCUCGAUGCAAAGAACAAGAAUACCAUGUUGAAUGACUGCCCUUUGCAUUAUCCAUCUCUUCCUGGUCGAACAGCAGGUCAUCUCAAUCACUACAUAUAUGCUAUGAUCCAUGGAUAUGAUUACCGCCUAGUACGAGCAGCAGAUUAUCCCGACCGUCAUGGUACCUGGGUUAAGCCAGCUGUCGCUAAAGAAGCACUCAAGACUCAUGACAUCGUCGUCUCUCUCGAUUCCGACGCAGUCUUUACCCACCUCGACUUGCCACUCGAAUGGCUGAUGAACCUUUGGGGCUUUACAGGGGAAUCCCUUGUCGCCAUGGCCUACGAUCUCGACUGGGAAGGGGACUACGACCCCCAAGGGAACCUCAUUCUGAACACCGGCUUCGUUAUUUCGCAAGCUAGCCAGCGAACACAGGACAUGUACGAAAGAUGGGAAGACUGUCCACGAAGUAUUCCAGGCUGUGAACAUUGGAACUUCAAGUGGGCUCAUGAACAAAGUGCCUUUUCCUACUACAUCCGCUACGAGUUUAACAGGACACAUGAUGUUGUCAACAUACCAUGUAAUCAUGCCAAUGGGAAUGAGUUUUCCGCCAACGGACAAUGCGAGUGUCAGGGUGUCUUUGUUAGCCAUAACUGGAAGAGCAAGGACAAAACACCCGAGCUAUUGAGCAGAAGCAUAAUGACAUCUUUGGCUCGUCGAUUGCAAGGCCAAUUUCAGGCCACUGUGCAUGACCUGUAUAGAGAUGUUUCCAAUCAGACUUAUCCUUUGAGAGAGAUUGAGAUAUAG